AGUAGCGCGUGUACGCAGCCGGCGCCGCGACGCUCCGUGGUGAACGUCGCGCUGGUAUCCGAGAUGAGAGCGUCGAGCGUGCACGGCAGAUCGUCGUCCCGCGAUCGCGGUCCCGGCACCCUCGACGACGAGUUGUAAGAAUCGUCGCACGACCGAACGGACGCGCCGAGCAUCCCGCGGCGAUAAUCGAUCGAGCGUGUGAUAGAGUUACACACGUGUGCUCCUCACGCACGUGUGCCGCGAUCACACAUCCGCGCACGUUCUCUCGCAAAAAGGAGAUAAGAGGUAGAUAACGGAAAUGGAUUGAUAAGGAAGCCGGAAGCUUCGUGAGGAGAGGUGAAUUCCUCGAACAGUCUUGACUCUCUCUCGACGACGGUCGAUCAGCGUUCACGCGUAUGACAAUAUCGCUUCCGCGCGCGUCGCCGCGUGAAAGAGAUUGGAGACUGAAGCUUUUCGUUCGCGCGGGAAGAUCGCGGGAGCGACGAUCGCAACGCGUCGUGUGUUCGUCGCGGAUGAAACUGCGAUAAAUUGCGACGAAUUACUAGAGAGGAACAAUCGUGUAGAGAGAGAGAGAGAGUCCGCUUGUGCGUGUGUUUGUGAGUGUGCGUGUGUGUGCGUGCGUGCGUGAGAUAUUUUAUAUUUUUCCGCGUGCGUUUUCAUUUCUUCGCUUCGCGGGUCCUCGGAGAACGCGCGAGCGACCGUUCCAGUAGUCACGCCGGCCUACAUCUCUCGCGUAAUCGCGUCCGCGCGAAAAAUCCGCGCGGCGGCGUCGCGACGCUCGUAUAGAUCCUAAGAAUCCUUCAUUCUCAACUCGGCAAAAUUCGGCGAACCCGUUAUCAUCGCGCGACGGAAGAAAUUGUCGUCCGCUCUCGACUCCGCGGACGACUCUUCAACAGGUGGCCGAAAUCGAUCUUGCACGUGUACAGGCCGAGAGGAACCGUCGUUUCCCGAGGUUUUCGAAAGUUCCGUCGCGAAACAUGUUAAUUGCCUGACUGUCGUCGCCAUUCGCCCCCCGUAUACCUAAACGCCAAACGAACCGGUGGAAUUGACGUUACUAUUAAUAUCGACAAGCAUACGAUUAUAUAGCGUAUCUCUAAAUAAUCAAAACAAUUCUUGAUACGAAUGACUCUGGAGGACGAUUAGGUGUUUCUACAUUGUGAAACGUUGAAGAACAGCGUAAAGAUUAUACUAUAAUUUGUGAAUUUGUGAAAUGUACAACGACGCCUCCGGCGAGUUUUUUAUCCCCGCCCAGCUGUCCAUACGCAACCCUUUUCUUUAAUCAAACAUUUAUUCACUGCCACCUUGCGAAUUAAUUAACAAAGAAAUUGGUGUUAAACUCAUCGCCAUUUAUUUACGACAUUCGCCACUUUCUGCUUCGAUGUGAAUUCUGCUUGGAAGAUCUUAUCGUGCGAAAGAAAGACACCCGCAGUUCGGCGAUGUUCGACUAAAGAAAACGUGAAGCACGGACUUUAAGAGAUCCGAUGAGUGUCUCGAUAUGAAGAGGAGACUGAAUAUUCGAUGCGAGAUAACGUUCAAUAAAAGCACGGUGCUCCUCUCAUUAAUCUGUCCUUAAGCUGUCAGAGAAUCAAACUUAAAUUAAAUCGCGCUUAUAGGGUUAUCUCGGCGGAAGUCGAGCAAGAGUUGCAACGCUUGCACACGCGUCAAGCGUAAUCGAUGCCCUCAAACAGCCGGCUCUACGAGGACACCGCGACGCGGAACUCAAGCUAAUCUGCUUAUCUGGUGCUAUAACUUGCUUAUCUAUCAGAAACCCCCGACGCCUGAACGUUCGCCGCGCGGGAUAACAGCGGCGCUGUUGACGUUAAUGGACGAGGAGCUCCGUGAGAAAUUAAUUCACGACUCGUGAUCGACGACGCCAACGCAGCGAAUAUACUUCGGGCGGAUUCUCUUCCGGACAACUCCCGCCCCGGUUGCAUUACCGGAUCGGCCUUCCGCCUCGCAGUCGUUCUGGGAGAUGAUGAACCGUCAGCGAGUCCAUCCGCGUAUCGCUGACGCAUGAUCGAUUCAACGAAGAGGUAGCGAUAAAGGGGGUGAGGAGAAGAGUAGGAGGGAAAGGGGGAAGAGGAGGCGAGUGACACGCGAGUGACCGACUCGCGCUUUUCAAGAUGCGCCAUGGAUAACGAUACGACGCAAAUAACGUUGGCGAUACUGGUCGCGAUGCAGAACCUGUCGGCGCACAACUCCAGCUACCUGUCGGAGGACAUGAUGUCGAAUCUGACGGUGCAGAUAAUAUUCUGCAUGUUCUACAUCAUAAUCUUCGUCCUGGGCAUAUUCGGUAACGUGCUGGUGGUCUUCGUCGUCGGGCGGAACCGCCAGAUGCACACCGUCACCAAUCUCUUCAUCACGAAUCUCGCGCUCAGCGACGUGCUGCUGUGCGUGCUGGCCGUGCCCUUCACCCCCCUGUACACCUUCAUGAGCGGUUGGAUCUUCGGCAAGACCCUCUGCCACCUGGUGCCCUACGCCCAGGGCGUCAGCGUGUACAUCAGCACGCUCACGUUGACGAGCAUAGCCGUCGACCGGUUCCUGGUCAUCAUCUAUCCGUUCCAUCCGCGCAUGAAGAUCAAGAUGUGCUUGGCGAUCAUCGUGGGUAUCUGGGUGAUCGCGUUACUGGUCACCUUGCCGUACGGGCUCUACAUGCAGCUGGACGAAACGUACAUCUCCUUGUGCGAGGAGAACUGGCCCAGCGAGCCGUUUCGCAAGGUCUUCAGCUCGCUCACGUCGAUACUGCAGUUCGUCGUGCCGUUCUUCGUGAUCGCCUUCUGCUACAUAUGCGUGUCGAUCAAGCUGAACGAUCGGGCGCGCGCCAAGCCCGGCAGCAAGACCAGCAAGAAGGAGGAGGUGGAUCGCGAGAGGAAGCGCCGGACCAACCGGAUGCUAAUCGCCAUGGUCGCCAUAUUCGGCGUGUCCUGGCUGCCGCUCAAUAUCGUCAACGUCGUCGACGACUUCUACUCGCACGUCAACGACUGGUCCUACUACAGGCUCUGCUUCUUCAUGUCGCACUGCAUCGCCAUGAGCAGCACCUGCUACAAUCCGUUCCUCUACGCCUGGCUCAACGACAACUUCCGCAAGGAAUUCAAGCAAAUCCUGCCGUGUUAUUCAAGAAACUCCAACAGCAGCACUCCGAGGACCAAGGAGAGCUGUAGGGGCGAGAAGAUAUGUAACGGUAAUAACACCAUGCAAGAGACCUUGCUGCCCAGUAACACGAAAGCGCAGAAUCCCGAGGGAUGCGAGAUGAUCAUUCUGGAGCAGACGACGAACAUUUCGAAGGAUCUGGAUCAGCCCUCGAGCUCCUCGAAGGAUUUCGACGACGCUGCUCUGUGAGGGAAAGCACGAAAGAAGCUCCAGCCGUCAAUGCCGGGAAUGCGUCAUCGUGUUGCUUCCAUCAUCGCGAUCGAAAAGCUGUCGACAGGAUAAAUCAAAACGUACAGAGAGGAUGCUGCAAGAACAACGCGUUUAUGAAUCCUAUACAAUAUAUCUAACGCGUGCUUGAAAAUUGUAACGUAAUUAAAAAGUAAUAUAUUACAAGAGCAUGCAUGUAUCAAGCUACGGGCGAUAGGCUCGAAAGUAAAAAAGCGUAAAGAAUGUGAAUUAUAAUUAUAAAUAUAAGUCUUGAUCAAAA
Messenger RNA from Wasmannia auropunctata (little fire ant), 3637 nucleotides. Its product is annotated as prolactin-releasing peptide receptor-like. NCBI's taxonomy places the organism in Eukaryota, Metazoa, Arthropoda, Insecta, Hymenoptera, Formicidae. The transcript is spliced from 4 exons. Gene Ontology annotation, molecular function: neuropeptide binding; neuropeptide Y receptor activity. The record is from RefSeq and is a predicted model, not a curated record. Bases 2131 to 3339 code for a protein of 402 amino acids. Gene Ontology annotation, cellular component: plasma membrane; neuron projection. Gene Ontology annotation, biological process: G protein-coupled receptor signaling pathway.